CUCAAGCGAUGAAGAAGCUAGAAUAUACGAAAAGGUUUUCGACGUCAUGUUUCGGCCGCCGGAGAAGAAAGCGAAAGUUGCGAGUUUUGUCGACGACGUCGUUCUGCAGUACUCGGAUGAAGAGUUCCGGAGGCACUUCAGGCUGCCUCGACGUGUUGCCAAUGAAUUGAUAACAGGCUUCGCUUCUUCUCCCGACACACAACCACGGCGGCAAGGCGGCGAAGUCUGCCGAUACGCACAUUUUGAGCUUCAUUUGGUAUGCAGCCAACAAAACAUGCAUGCGGGAUGUGGCCGACAGGUUCGACCUGGCUGAAAGUACAGUACACAGGAUACUCCAAAGAGUGGCGGACUACCUGUGUACGCUGGGUCUAACUGUCCUCACAUUUCCCGAUGACCUGGAGAAGCUUUCCAGAGAUUUCGAGAAUGUUUCCGGUGUGCCAGGUGUUGUUGGGUGCAUUGACGGCUCUUACAUCCGCAUCCAAUGCCCUGAAAAGAAAAUAGCUUCGACCUACGUCAACAGGCACCACUUCCUCUCGAUGACACUACAGGCUGUGUGCGACAACAAGAGGCGAUUCAGUGACGUGCUCGUGGGAAGUUCGAGUAAAAUACACGACUCCCGCGUGUUUCGUAUGUCCUCGCUUGCCAAGAAACUACCAGGCAUAUGUCAAGGUGACAGAUACCACCUCCUAGGUGACGCAGCAUAUCCUGUAAGGCCGUAUUUGCUUACCCCUUACAGAGAUUAUGGAACAUUAACAAAAGAAAAGAAAAAAUUCAAUGCAAAAUUCUCGGCAACCCGCGUGCUGAUUGAAAACUCAUUUGGGAUCCUCAAGAAACGAUUCCGCCAGCUUAUGUAUCUGGAGCUGCGGACUGUGCCUUGGCUCAAUACUUUCAUACUUGCUUGUUGCAUCUUGCAUAAUCUGUGCAUCGACACAGGCGACGAACUGCUCGAUGACAGUGAUGAAGAGCCUGGCGAUGUGCAAUGGUCCAAGCGCACAGACAGCAAUGCAUGCCAAGAUGAUACUGAAGAAGACUCAGCGCUGCUUAAGCUCGGAGAAUUGAAGCGAGAUAAAGUGUUUGCGAAAAUGUUUGGGCGACAAUAA
Messenger RNA from Dermacentor silvarum, 1100 nucleotides. RefSeq lists its product as uncharacterized. Lineage: Eukaryota; Metazoa; Arthropoda; Arachnida; Ixodida; Ixodidae. The transcript has 4 exons. The record is from RefSeq and is a predicted model, not a curated record. The coding region runs from base 279 to 1100 and encodes 273 amino acids.